AUGGACCUCCCGCCGUACGCGAAUGCUCCCGCGGGCAACCCGCCCGAUUUUCCAGGCGGAGUGAACAUGGCGGACAUCAUGGGGCCGGACUGGAAGCCUACCGCGGCCCCUGCCUACGGCCAGAUGGGCCUGAAUGAGAAUGGAGAGAUACUGGCUGAGGCGAGCGUGGCGCAAGAGCCUGCGACCCCGUCGGACGCGCCGACCCCUGGUGAGGCUGCGGCGCACCAGAUGGCGUCGCCGCCGAACCCAUUUGCAACACCGGGACGUGACGCGGGCGCGCAGAACCGCUUUAGCUUUGUGAUUGGACACUACACGCAGCAAAACGGUGACCAGCAGGCGGCUGAGCCGACCGGAGCUGCCGACGACAAAGAUUGGCACGCAAAGCUGACCGAGGAGGACCCUAACCAGACGCCGACGCCCGUUAUUCACCUUGACACACAGCGGUCGGAGCUAGCGCCGUACACGGUCAGCGACGGCCAGGCCAAGCCGACCGUUCCGAAGCACGAGGACGCUGAGGAGACAGCCGCGGAGAGAACCCGCAAGCGGCAGCGAGUAUCCCCGCCCUCCCAUGAACAACCUCGCCAGCAAGCCCGCGCCGUCUCACAGGCCUACACUGCCCCUCCUGCGCGCACCAUUCAGCCGCCGCGCCAGCAACCCCAAGCACCGAAAGUCGAGCCGUUGGUCCUCCAGACGGUGCCGGCUCCGCUGAUGCACCCGCCCAUCCCGUCCUUCUCAGAUGACCAGCUCUACCGCCUGGCGCAGUUCAUGCACCAAGUCGCAGCGGCGCGCAGCAUGCUCCCCGAGCCCCUCGGUGCGGCGGGAGUAGCCGCGCACCCCAUGCCGGAUGCAAUGACUGCGGCGGCUGUGACGUACGGCCACCCGGCCCCCAUGGGGAACCCUGAGAUGGACCCUGCACGCGACCCUGAAGCGGCCCCUGCGCGCGACCCUGACCCCACUCCCGCCCCUGCCCCGGCACUGGCCGAGGACCCUUUCGGUCAGGGUCGGCGCGACCCUGAGCCCGCCCUCCGCGGAGACCCUCCUCCUGGCUACUACGCUCCCCUGCCCGCGGCUGCUGACCCCGGUGUGAACCACGCGGGGGCGGUGCCGUGUGCUAUGGACGUGGACCUCCCCCCUCUGAGUAUCGACUGCCUUCCGCUUGCGCCGCCGAAUCCAUACGGGACCUUCGCGGAUGGCUCCCGCUGGCUGGCUGGGGGGCACGGAGAUCUCAACCCUGACUUUGACGACGCGCAACGCACGCCCCCGAUGGGAAACUUCGUCGACGGGAACGCCCGCGCGAAGGAUCUCAACGAAUCCAAAAUGCUCGAGGUCACGAUGGAGCCAGACUACCUCUUUCCCCUGCGCCACCUCCGCGGCCCCUUCGACCUGCAGCGCGGCCUAGAUCAAGAAGAUGUCAGGGACUGGAACAAGGAGCCCGCUGGCACGCGCCUCGCCAUCGAGCCCUUCGCCACGCCGCGCCUGGACUCCGUAGAGAAAGCGCAGGCCCAUGGUGCGAAGAUCCGCAAACUGCUCCUGCGAAUCACGCUCGAGAACGGUUUCUACUUGACGACCCCGCGCGUCCUUGGACCGAAUGAGGCCGACGACGCGGGUGUCAUCCUCAGCAGCGGCUGGUCGCGCGAGGCGGCUCAUGUCCUCCUCACGGGGAACAAGGGUGUGUGGUCGACGCCUAUCGGCACGAUCCGCGUCUCCGACGUCCUUGUCUCGGUGCCGGACUUCCUCUUUGGCUACGAGUUUGAGAACACCGCUCAGCGCCCCCUUGGUCGAGGGGAGAUCGAGGCAGGGCUUCGUCACCCCAAGUUUAGACAGACCUUCCCCAAGCUCCUCGAAGACCUGGGGAGCCCACUAGCCGCGCCUGAGCGCGAGACCUCCCGCCAGAACUUCAUCACCGCGGUCCUCCUGACCAUCCACGUGGACAUUGUCGACUUCGGCCCCCGCGUCAACAGUAGGCCUAACAAGAUGAUCGCGAACGUCUAUUGCUCCCCUCUGACGAAGAGCCCAACCCACUGGGAGUCCUGGCGCCGCCGGAUGGCGGAGGUUCCAUUCAGCACGCCCAAUCACGGUGCGGCCAAAGUCCGUCGCGAGACGAGGUGCACGGGAUGCUCGGGGGCGGACCACCCGCCGCAUCUCUGCCCCUUCAUUCGCGUGCCUGGUUGGCACCACAAGGAGCCUCUGCGCAACGACAACGCCGCACCCGCGCCCACCGCGGCGCCCGCGAGUGCCCCCGCAUCGCAGAUGCCCCCGCAGCCUGAGGCGGGCAGUGCGCCGGUGGUGCCCCGUGCCUCCCUCAUGGACUCCAUCCAUGCUCCGGCAACCGUCAACCAGCCGCGCGCCCAAACGCAACACCUGCCGACUGCCGCGCCCCAGACCAUGCACACCAGCACGCACGCCGCCACCCUGCCUGCGCCCCCCGUGCCCGCGGCGGUGACCGAGGCCCCCUCCGUGCCUGGCCCGGUGCCCAGCUGUCCCUGCACCGCCGGCGGGCACCCUGGCGCCCCCGACCGCGCGGCCGCAGCCCAAACCGCCCCGCCGCCCACUGGCCCCGCUGCGACGCGAGGCGAUGGCGGAGGACGCCCGCCGCGUGAGGAAGGACGGCGCCACGCUGACACACGCCGUCCUGAGGACGCGCGGCGCGUGGAGGACGCGCGCCCGUACGAAGGCGGCGCUGGACGAACGCAGCGCUGGGAGCAUGAGGGCGCGGCGCGUUAUUUCCCCGCCCCGCUAUACGACCCAAGCAUGCCGCAGGCGGGCGGAGGGAUGUACCCCCAGAUGGCGUACGCGCCCCAGCCCUUCCCGUACCCCUUCAUGCCAGCGCCGUACUUCCCGCCGCACGCCAUGCACCCGCCCCCCUACGGAUACCAGCCGCAGGGCGAGAACUACCACGGCGCCCAAGACGGGCAGGGCCGCGGCCGCGGCGGAGGGGGACGAGGAAGGAGGGGCGGACCGUACAGAGGCCACAACGGGCCUUGA
Messenger RNA from Trametes versicolor FP-101664 SS1, 2985 nucleotides. RefSeq lists its product as uncharacterized. Lineage: Eukaryota; Fungi; Basidiomycota; Agaricomycetes; Polyporales; Polyporaceae. The transcript has 4 exons. The record is from RefSeq and is a predicted model, not a curated record. Bases 1 to 2985 code for a protein of 994 amino acids.